GGCACUCGGGCGCGCCGGAGGAUCGAGUGACGGCGGUGCCGGCGCGGCUCGCCCGCCGCCGCCGCUGCCCUCCGGCGGGGGCUCCCCAGCCGCGACAGGCGGAGGCGCAGGGCAUCGGACGGCGAGGAUAGGCGCCGAGGAUGUGCAGCUCCUGCUGGGGCGGCGUCGCCCAUGUGCUGUGGUUGUGCCGCAGGGCGGAGGAUCACGACGAGAAGCGCAAGGACUUCGAGUUCAAGGUGGCUUUCUUGAAGAAGGUGCCCCUGCUGAUGAACCACUUGCCUCGGUCGGAGCUUCCCAAGAUGGCGAACUCGCUGACGUCGCGCGUGUGGAGGCCAGGGCAGACGUUGGUCUCCCAAGGCGACACGGGGAAGGCGCUCUACCUGAUCCAGUCCGGGGUGGCGCUGGUGUACGUGAGAGAGGCCGCCUCGCGGCCGCCCGAGCUCAGGUGCACGCUGAAGUCUGGUGACUACUUCGGUGGCCACACCCUGCUCACCUCGCGGCCGAACAUCGCCACCAUAGUCGCGGGGCAGUCCGAGGAGGGGUGACCUGGUGACCCUCUCGAUGUCGCGGGGCGUGUUCGAGGAGUCCGGCCUGAAGAGGUGGCUCCACUUCCCGAAGCGCCCCGCGCUCUACCAGGCCCCGAGGAAAACGAGAGCGGGGCCGCGAAGGCCGCGAAGGCGACGAAGAAGUCGCCGCUGGAGGAGCGGGUCAUCCGGAAGGCUCUGCUGGAGAACGCCAACCUGCGCGCGUUCGUGAAGCUCGAGCCGGAGCAGAUGGACGGGCUCGUCCAGUCGGCCGAGCGGCGCGAGGUCGGUGCCGGCACCGUCAUCGCGAAGCGCGGCGAGGCGGCCAACGAGCUCAUCAUCGUGUGUAG
This is a messenger RNA of Prorocentrum cordatum, 874 nucleotides long. The record is from the annotation of a GenBank genome assembly. Lineage: Eukaryota; Dinophyceae; Prorocentrales; Prorocentraceae.